AGGGCCCUACAUUAUUCGGUUCGACAUCUACUUUUAUUUUGUGUAUCUCGGCUCCUGUGCUAGAGCUAGAGCAGCCAGACGAGCUGAAGCGCCGAAAGAUCAAAAGAAACCUUGUACGUAUUUCAGGUUUAUUGUAUGUGUAUCGUGGUGAGUGAACUCCUUGAGUUCUUGCAGCACCUAUCGGCAAUAGCUGGCAUGCUAGCCAAACAUGAGAACUAUUUGUUCUCAAUCUCGGUAUAGUUUGGUGAGAUGAUAAUCUUCUUAUUGAGUCACACAAAACUCGAAAAUUUGCUUUAUGGAGUUUGUCAGGCAAUUCUCACUCUACUAUAUGAAUCCUCACUUGGUUCUGGUUGCUCCACAGAAAGAACAAGAAGCGUGAUUGGUUUUUGGUUCUUUCAACCCAGAUUUUGAUCCGUGGCUUUUGGAGGCCUUUGAAGCCAGUAAAGCUAGAUAAAGCGACAUCUGAACCUGUGAAGUCACUAGUCCUUGUCUUCGCAGUAAAAUCGUCAAAAACAAAAGCCCUAGGCACUUCUGGAUCACUUAAGCCGUAGCGUUGGCAAUGGCGAUGGCCUCGAUGAAGAUACAAAGUCAAAGUAUGUAUAGAAGAAGCGCAAAGCGCUACCGGCGAUCAUGUAGCUGUCUUGAUGGCUUCGCUUGCGAAGGUGAUUGAAUAUGAUAAUUCAUCUAAAACUAAAAGUAAAAACACUUGUAGUAGUUGACACGAAAGAGACCUGUGUUGUCCUCGGUGAAGAGAAACGCCAACAGCUUGCUGAAGUCACCAGUGUCUAUUGCGUAACACACAUCUUCAACACAGCCGGAAACUGCGUAGACGAGGCUUGUUUCUCUUAGUACUAGUAGCGUAAGAACCAUUACCAUGUGGGACGUGCACAAGUUUGGGGGGACCUCGGUCCAAGAUGCACCCUGUAUGUUAAGCGUGGUGGAUAUUUUGAGAGCACAACGACGGGACAACGUCAGGGAUGUUGACGAAGACGACCUCAAUCCUGCUGGGCACGGUGGAGAUUCAUCUUCUACUCCACCUGGCGGGCAACUACCCCAGCCUGCAAAUGAUCCACCUCGGCUGUGUGUCGUCGUUAGCGCGAUGGGGGGCACGCCCAAAACGACCAACUUAUUGCUCGAGUUAGUGAAGAGGGCCAGCCGCAAUGAAGCCUAUUCCGAGGUUUUGCAGCAGAUUGAGCAGAAGCACCUGGACUGCCUCUGGGAAUUGUUCGGGACGACUAGUACGAACAACAGUCGGAGGAAUAAGUCAAGUCCGAAAAUGGAGUUUACCCACUCCUACCGCAGCAACAACUCCUCUUCAAGCGCCACGACGGACGCAGGUGACAGCAACAGCGUGGGCGGAGUCUCUUCCGCGAGCCGCGACGUGAAUAUAAACUACCACGAAGAGUGGCGGCGGUAUCGGGAGUUUGUGGAGCAGGAUGCGUUGGCGAAACAAAUCAAGCACGAGCUGAAGGAGAUCGAAACUUUGUUGCAUGCCAUCCAGAUCUUACGCAUGGAGGACAAGAAGAUCCAGGGCCUGAUCGCCGGCUACGGAGAACUCUGGUCCGCUCGCAUCCUUACCAGGCUGCUCCAAAUGCAAGAAGAGGAAGAAGAAGUAGAGAGCUUUGACGGAGGUGCGGCCCUUAAGUCGUUCUCGUCGCACUCGGGGACCGCUGGAGGUGCAGGCAACAGCAGUUUGAUCACGACAUCGACAACUUCCGCCGGCGGUUGCAGUAGUUCAUCUGAGACGUCCAGUAAAAGUGCCUGGCUUUUUGUCGACGCUCGCGAAGUGAUCACGGUCGAUGAUAGCGACCACGUGAUGUGGCCAGAGAGUGAACUGAAGCUUAGGAACAUGUUGGAUCGACACAGAAUAAAGAACCACCGAGAAAGUAGAUCUGGUAAUCCAGCAGCGACUCUGCAUCCACCAAACAUCGUGGUAACCGGUUUUAUCGCUUCUUACGACACGGGGGGUGCGACCACUUUGGGGCGCGACGGCUCGGACUACUCGGCCUCGAUUUUUGCGCGGCUGCUGCAGGCGAACUCGGUGUGCAUCUGGACGGAUGUUUAUGAGAGUGCACAACUCUCCCUCCCCCUCAUUUGUCAUGCAAAAUACCCAAUCCACUUCCCUUUGCCUCUUGUCACUGUGUGCAUGACAAGUUCUGGUCGUAGCCCAAAUAGCACUACACUCCACCAGUGCAAAUUUGUCAUGCAAAACCGGCAUUCUUGCUGAUGCUUGUAUUGCCGUUCAUGCGUGUAAAAAUGAGGGGGAGGGGGAGCUGUGCACUGUCAUAAUGUUUCCGGCGUUUUCAGCGCGGACCCGCGCCGCGUCCCCGACGCGUACGUGCUGCCGGACGUCAGCUACCACGAGGCAACGGAAUUGGCCUACUUCGGGGCCAAGGUGAUCCAUCCGAAAACCAUGCGACCCGCGCAGGAGUCCGGGAUUCCGAUCUUCUUGAAGAACACCUUCCGACCCAGGGAUGACGGUACCCGCAUCUUCCAGACCUCGGCGAAAACUCUCGCAAGACCGGUGUGUGGGUAAGCUCCUGCAGAUCAAGAUUUUUAGUACAACUUGGUUGCGUGGUUUAUAAUUCUGGUAGUUUCGUACUCAUAUAUCUACUUUUGAUUCACAAUCACUAUCACAUUCCAAAGCUUGAACUACACGUAUAAACAGGUUCAACGUCGCAGACGGAAUUUCGCUUCUGAACGUGGAGUGUGCAGGUAUGAUAGAGGUGCCCGAUAUUUUUGCACGCUUGUUCACACGUCUCACCGCCGAUAGCGUCGCUAUUCAACUCAUCAGCCAGGCGGCGACGCAGCAGAGUGUGUGCUUCGGCGUAAAGUCGGUAGAUAGCGCUCAAGCAGUGAAGAGUGUCCAGGCGUGUUUCGCGGAAGAGCUGCGCCGCGGGGAUCUGCAGAGCAUCCAGGUACAACUAUGUGCAUGUGCUUGUUCAUGCAACAGAGCAUGUCCUUUUUAUCUCUUGUUCGCCUAAAAUGAUCAAAAUGUGGACGCCCACUGCGACAUACUGCGCGAAGAUUUUUAAAUUGCUUGAAAAUCUAACCACAUCAUGAUACACACGAAAUUACGACAACCAGGUGACAGAGCCUUGCUCUGUGGUGGCUGCCGUAGGAGAUGGCAUGCGGAUGCGGCGCGGCAUCGCCGGUAAGUUUUUUCACGCUCUGGGCAAGUCGUCCGUCAACGUGCUGGCGAUUGCUCAAGGGAGCAGCGAGCGAAACAUUUCCGCGGUCGUUCCAAGUGAGCACGCUGCGCGUGCCCUGCGUGCGGUCCAUUCCGAGUUUUUGACCAAAAUGAACAUUGGCGUCAUUGUUCUCGAGGCCUCCACCCUGACGUCAUCUACUUCGGGCGGAACGUCUUCAUCGAAUAACAUUUCGACCACCUCGUCCACAAGUUCGUCGGUCAGCAUGGUCAAGAAGUUGGAGGCGGCCCUGGGGCCGAACGCGCAAGAAAACCUUCUCGGUGCGGCGGGACUGCAGCACGCGGAGAGCAAUUCAAUGCUCUGCGAGUUCCGCGUUCUUGGGGCCUUGCGGUAUUUAACUCCGCCCACCGGCGGCAGUGAACCGGAUCUCGAAGCUUUGCAGCGAGAGGACCAUAACAAGGGCCUGGUCACCUGGGCGGCAUCGUCGGAGUAUGCGGAGUUGCAACAGGUUACGCUGCAGAACAGUGCCAAUUUGACAGCUACUAGUGCUCACCGAGAUCAACACCAGACAUCAAAGACGCCGGUGAACAACAAUCGCGGUUCAUCUCCUGGCGCGACCGGAAACAACAGCCAGCACCGCAAUCUCGACCCUGAAAUUUUGAAAAAUGCGUUUGACAUGAACGAGCAGCUCGCGGACCUAGCCGACCGCAUUUCCAUGUUCGCGCACCAGGUGAUCGUGUAUGCAAUGCAAAAGCAACGUACUAGUAUAAAUGGCAUUACAAAUUAGCCCAGCAUAUAUAAAUUAAAUUUGUAAUGCUGAUUUACCUUGAGAAAGAGAUUUGUCAUGCACAAAUGCAAUUGCUAAGAGUACGAUACUUUUGCACAGGAUAUCGUGGUCGACACGACGAUUGCGAACGACUUCACAGCCACGCUGCACCCGCAGUUGCUCCGCCACAAUUUUCACGUCGUCUCGAUGAACGCAAGGAGUUUGGGUGGCGCUCCCACUUUGUACCGGGAAAUUCUGCACGCCAACACCCGGUUCCUGGACGAGGGCGCCGCGAAGACCACGUCGCACCUCCGCCGGAAGCUCUCCGCCGCGGCGCUGCGCAAGGAGAAACUGCACCAGCUGGAGCAAAGCGGAAGUUUGGAGGAGCAGACGAAAGUGAAUUCCUACAAAAACUUAUUGAGAGGAAAAAUCCCCCCUCCCCAUAUUGAAAAGGCAAGUUUAGAAAAAUUUGCGUUGCGGAUUUGAGGUCACAAAUCACAUCUGUCUUGCAAGAAGACAAGGGCAGAAGCUUCCGCCCCAUUAUGGAAGCGAUUUCUCAUGCUGUUGGGCCUAAAGGGGAAUCGUUUGCCAUGCUGAACAGCUAGACGCAUGCGCCUCUACCUAGCCUGGGGAUCUGGCCGCAAUGCCUCUCUGCAAUACAAAGCUGAUUUGUGGCCCCAAAUCAGCAUCACAAAUUUCCGUUUUGAUAUGGGGUGGGGGGAUUUUUCAUUUUGAUAAAACUUGGAGUUCCAGGUGGUCCAGAAGCACAAUCGGGCUCUGGACCAAAUGCAAAGCGGCAGUUCUUUGGAGGAGCAGACGAAAUUACAGCUUGGACGGUCGUUAGAAAUCAUUGUGACGAAUUUCGUGCGAAUUUGUAGGGCGAAGACCCGCGACCGCGACGCGGCCUUGGCAUUGGGGUCGGACUUGGGAUUCUGCGUUGCAAACGCAUCUACGACGCCCCGCUCGUAUUCCGCGGCUUUUUAUUGGUGUCCCGACGAGGAGGGGCAAAGCCAGCAAAAUCUUCCCACGCCGGGCGCCUUCAUCUAUGCCCGAGUUUUGGGCCCAGUGGCUGCACUAAUGCGCCCUACCUGCACUAAUACGCUGCACUAAUGCUGCCCGAGUUUUGGGACGCCGUGGCAGUUUCCAAAACGGCGCCUGUCGCGUCGAAGUCAAAGACUUCCCUCGAUGGUGAGGCACGGGAAACGCAGCAAAUUUCCUUGCGUCCCUCGGAAGGGCAUGGGACCGGGAAAAGGGUGGCCAGGUGAUUGGCCGCCAGACGUUGGCUUUUGGGUUUUUGCUGAAAUUCGCUCGAAAUUCGCACCUGCUCUUUCUAAUGGGGGCCCAAGCUCUAAAGACGAAAGUGAAUUCCUACAAAAACUUGGAGUUCUAUGGAUGUGUCAGAGUUGAAAUCGACAAAGUUGAAAUAGUUUGUGAUGCAUAAAAUGUAGCCCACAAAGUGCCUGUCUUGCAGAGUAGGCAAGUGAGGCAGAUUGUAAGCCUGUUGAGGGGUAGAAACUGAGCUGCUGAAGUAGCAUGACAAAAGCAGUCUUCUGUGCCCAAACAGCAUGACAAAUUGGAUUCCGGUGCUCGGACAAUUUGUCAUGCGCCACUUGAAAACUAGGCGCCAACUGGUACCCGUUUUAUAUAUGCAUCACAAAUUAUUUCAACUCUGACGAUUUCGAUCCUGACAGUUCCAUAAGUUCCAAGUGGUCCAGAAGCACAAUCGGGCCCUGGACCCGAACGCGCCGCCCCCCGUGUCCACUACGUUGUACGCGUACGGGGGAAGUUUAGGCUUAACGCGGGUCCUAUGCAUUGCAAAACUAUCGUACUAGUAGAAAUAGCAUUUACAAAUUUUUCCAGAAGGAAAAGUGAAAUUUGUGAUGCUGAAUUAGCUAAGACGCCAAAUCUGCCAUGCUGUACUGCAAUUACUACGAGUACGAUACUUUUGCACAGGAUAUGUCCCGCUGGAAUCCACACUCGCCCACCUGCAGAACUCCGGCGACCGCAUUGUCCGUGUGGAGGGAAUAUGCAUUGCAAAUAUUUCUGGGUCUGGAAGGUUGAAACUCGUGAUGCCAACUGUGGACUCUAAAAAAAUCUGUAUUGCAUGACUAGCACGAGGCGCCCAGUUUGUGCUACGGGGGAGGGCAUUUGUCAUGCGGGAUAGGCAUCAGGAAAUAUGUAAUGCGGGCUAGAAAUAUGAGAUGCUAGAUCAUGCAUUACAGACAUCCUGAGUCAUGCAAAAUAUGCAUGACAAACCUGGCAACCUUCCAGCCCCAGACAUUUUUGCAUUUGAUAGGGCACGUGUCUGACCCCCGCGUGCUCCUUCAUUUUGAAGGAGAUGACGCGGACGAGCGGCCGGUUGGAGGACGCCUUGCUGAAGGCGGUCGCCGCGGGUCUGCUUACUCCGCCCUCCUCCGGCGGGGGCGCGACUAAGACGCUGACGACGAAUAAUAGCUCCUGCAAUUCCUCGCCGGUCUCCUCCCCGUAUGGAAGCUGCACAACUACUUCCGGCGACAAGAUUGUCGUUGAGCAUCUUCCCUCCAGGGCGUCCCGCUCCCGACUUUUCGUCGAGGAGUUCAUGAAGAACUGCAGCAAAGGCGACGACGAGAAUGUCAUGUCUUCGACGACUUGCUCACCAGGGGGUGGAAUCAACAAGGCCCUACAACUCGGUGGAGGCGCGCAGCAUGCGCAUCAAAAUCUAGUGACGCAGCGAUCCGUCACGUCGGAUGUCGCGGGCUACGGCUCGCCGAACACCUACGCAGAGUGGCGCCAGUACAACCAUGAUCAGUUUUUGAAAACAAAAGACAAUAGUUGCGCGGGCGGGGCAUCGCAACAGGAACAUGAGGACCUUGUGCAACACGCACUUGGAAAUGAAGCAAAAGCAGGUAAAGGCAACGAAACUGCUAAAAACGGAGUAGAAAAAACACCCGUGGAUCAGGUGCAGAGUGGGCAAGAUGGAGGAAAUACUGCAGAUCACAACAAGGAUGUUGACGCCAGCACAGCGAGCACCUUGGUGCAGCAGACACCUUUGCAAGUCGCACAUCCCACACCAUCGACUGCCGACGUGUCCCCGGUGAAUCUUCCAGAAGGUAAAAAUCCGGGUCGGAGUAUGAAGGGAGGUCAAGAAAUCAACACCUCUCCGCACCAGCAGCAGGUCAACGCAUUGGAAAAGGUUUCGGCUUCGACCAUUCAACUCGUCCGCACCUUCGCCGCGGAAUUGAGUGGCGAGGUCGCGGUUUCUCGAUUAGUCACGCUCGCGCGCCGCAUCGGGGCCACGUCCCAAGAGGACGUGAUCUGCGAGCCGUUCCUGCCCGCCCACGGCACGGAUGAACAGAUCGCUGCCGCGGUGUUAAUUCUGGAAGAAAAGAUUCAAAAAGCGAGCGCUUCCAAUUGCUCCUAUCGCUACCUGGCCUCGUUGAAGCGGUCAGGACGGGCGGCCAAGUGCGCGAUUCGCCUAGUUGCGUUCACGAACAACGACGUGAUCAAUGUGGAGCACCUCCAGAGUCCGGUUUCAUCUUUUAGCACCACAGCAGCUGCAAAUAACACGGCGGCGCACGGUGCGACGGUGCAUCAAACUCGGCACCAGCCUGGAGAUCAACAUCUACCUCCAUCUUCCGCGACCAAGAUGGAGCAACGCAGCAUUUCCGAGAGCAAAGUCGGAAGCGCGAACGUACAGGAGCGGGGAAUGCUGGACCACCACGCGAUUUCGUUCUACACAGAGCGCCUCGGCGGCGACUGUCCCGUGACCGUGAGCGCACCUUUGCACAUCAACGUGAACCAGAGUCUGGUGGCGAAUGUGUGCUCCGAACUCCAGCGGCUCGCCGUUGAACUGGGCUCCAUGCAACGCGACGAUCCGACGGAGGAGUAG
Molecule: messenger RNA, 7783 nt
Organism: Amoebophrya sp. A120
Lineage: Eukaryota; Dinophyceae; Syndiniales; Amoebophryaceae
Source: the annotation of a GenBank genome assembly